Messenger RNA from Polypterus senegalus (gray bichir), 3298 nucleotides. RefSeq names its product gamma-synuclein-like. The coding region runs from base 117 to 494 and encodes 125 amino acids. Lineage: Eukaryota; Metazoa; Chordata; Cladistia; Polypteriformes; Polypteridae. Gene Ontology annotation, molecular function: cuprous ion binding. Gene Ontology annotation, biological process: synapse organization; chemical synaptic transmission; synaptic vesicle endocytosis. Gene Ontology annotation, cellular component: neuronal cell body; cytoplasm; axon terminus. The transcript is spliced from 6 exons. The record is from RefSeq and is a predicted model, not a curated record.
CUCACCGAGCCUGUCUUCUGUUCACUCUCUCCCUCUUCUCCGGUCAGUGCUCUACGUGCCACAGCAGUGUCCAGUGCUACAGCACUUGCUCAUAUAGCUGACAGCAGCUGAGCAGGAUGGAUGUUUUCAAGAAGGGAUUUUCCAUGGCCAAGGAGGGAGUGGUGGCAGCUGCUGAGAAAACCAAACAUGGUGUAGAGGAGGCAGCGGCCAAGACUAAGGAAGGUGUCAUGUAUGUAGGUACAAAGACAAAAGAAGGUGUGGCUCACAGUGUCAAUGCAGUGGCUGAAAAGACCAAAGAGCAGGCAAAUGUUGUUGGUGAUGCUGUUGUAUCCAGUGCCACCCAAGUGUCAGCCAAGACAGUGGAGGGAGUGGAGAACGUGGCAGCAACAAGUGGUCUGGUCAAGAAGGAUGAGCAAGAGGGUGAAUUGGUGCAAACUCCACCAGAGAAUGAAAGCGAGGAAGAUGUACAGGCUGCAGAGCAGGUUGGCAAUUAGACUUCAUCACUCAGGGUUGGUGGAGGACUGUUUUGAUCCUACCCAGUCCAGCCAGAAGGGUUUGCGUACCACCUAACUGCUUUCCCACUGAAAAACCUGGUAAUCCAAGACUCCCCUCAGAAGACCCCACUUGCAUCCACACUGACUCCAGUAUACCAGAAAUGCCCACAUGUCUCUCCAAAGCUCACCCAUUUGGUUUAAAGCAUUCAUAAGGCAGCUUCUUUUUGGCAGACAGAGUGACACCACCAUGAUCCCUGGUGUACAAGUGCUUUUACCUCUUCCCACUAGCCAGCCAAGGUCUCUGAAUAAUCUCAGGCUUCACAAACGCUUCUACGCCUGUGUCACAUACUUCUGGUUCUUAGUGCCUCUGUUCUGGCCAGUGGCUAAAGUGGACAAUUUAUCUUGGGCCUUCUGGCAGCAUGCAAUAGGUGAAUGGCUUUCCUUUCACAAGAUGUUCUCAUUUUACACUUCUCUAGAUGACUACUUUUCACUUCCAGAAUAUCACAUGCGAGGUCAACUGGCACACUAAUGGGGUUUCAGACUUAGCAUGAAGUGUGGGCCCUGAGUGAUCUAAUGAGGGGCAUCAGAAGAUAUUCCCAAGCAGUUCUAUUGAAUUUGAAUGUGAGUGGUCAUCUUUAGGAGACUGUGUCAGAAUGAUACUCCUCACCUCUCCGCUCAUCAAUACAUUUCAAAGAAAUAUCAGUGCGACCCAGCAUUCUUCACUCACUCUGACUUCCAUUUUGCUGCUGGCUUCCACCAGCCAUCUUCCAUGAAAAUAAUCUUUCAUCGAAGCUUUAGCUUCCCAGUUAGACAUUGGUUUGUUCCAAAGCUCACCUCUUCCAGAUAUUUACUAUUUGCCAACACUGUGAUGUUAGUUCUGGCCAUGCUAAACUGCUGGUCCCACAUGGCGAAAGCCCUUAUGCUUCACCAUAGCCAUUAAACAUAUUCACUAUUGAGGUCUACUUGGACCCAGAUUCAGUCAACAUUUGACUUCAUCUAUCUGUUGCUCUUUUAGACAUUUAACUAUCACCAGACCAUAAACUUUAGAGACCACUAUUUAGUCCCAUCUAGGCAUCAUUGUGUAAAAGUCAUCCUUCUCAGCUACUGAUCAGUCCUGAGCCUUUACCUCCCUCUCACCCAUCACAAUAAAUUUGUCAUGUUGACCAUCAAGAUCCACAUAUCCUUUGUUUACGCAGGUAGGUGUCAGUCCCCAUCAACAACAAGCCCUCUUGUGUGAGACUUCCAAGAGAAUUUUACACAAGAGAUUUUGGAUCCCCUCUUUGAUGAGUCCAAAGACCAACUUUUAUAAACCCGGAAGAUGGCCAUUAAAUUGGUAGAGCUGAGGGAGAGCUUGAAGAGAGAAUAUUGCCUUAAGAUACACAUGUACACUGCAGCCUCAAAUAAUCAUAAUAAUCAAAUCUCCGGUAAGAUAACCCAAAUAACACACUUGAGUAUGACAAUGAUUACUGUUUAACAGAACCUCAGUGAUCGCUGUGUGUAAAAAUGAGUGUUUUAUCUCAGUAAGCGGUAAUAUAGCCAUCAUUACUGAGGACAGUGACCAAACAUUUCUUCUUGUUACUAAUUUGUUUCUCAUGGAAGAACCUUUGCCUAUUUUUAAUUUUGAAAGCUACCUUAUCUCCACCGUUGAACAUGAGCAGCCUACUUUAGGGCUUGCAACAAACUCUCUAUCAAGAUCAUUUCCUGUUUUGAUUGGUGAUUGCAGAAUACUAUGUCUUCCUCUCAAUCUGUUCUUUGGAAGGUUUGCUGGAAUGUUUGCAAUGGUUGUCAUGUUGGAAGGCCAGUUCUCGGUCACCUUAAUCUGACAGUUCUCCAGUUGUGACUCACUGUGAAUUCUUAAUAAUUCCUUCAUAUGCGGUGAGUCAUUUGGUCUCAAAAUAUGAUAUUUGCACCACCUUGUUUGGAAGUAGAGAUGAAGUUCUUUGGCGGUAGGCGGUGUUAUGUUUUCACUAGGCAUAGAGUUUUUAGUUGUGCCGUAAAGAAUCAAUAAAAUCCAUCUGCCCAGAGCACUUGCUUCUAAAAAUCUACAGAAAGAUCUAAGUUAUUUGUAAACUUACUGUUCAAAAGUGCUGAUUUGGUUAGCUUCACGUGAAUAUCAGUACUGUUUAAUUACUUCAUGUUCUUAAACUAUGAGCAUGACCCUAAGUUGAAGCCAUACGGUUCUGCAGAUCUUUGGAUUUGAUCUUGAAGUUCUUUUUGAUAAUUAUGUUGGAAUUUGUUGUAGGGCUUGGUAGAAUGAGUAGAUGUCGAACUAUCCAUCCAUCCAUUUUUGAACCUGAAUUAAAAGCAAAGUGUUUUCUUAUAGUUUUAUGACCCUUGCCAGACAGAUGAUCACUCAAACACUCAUCCUGAGCUCUUCCAAGAUUGUGGCAUGAUGCAUUCCACUAACAUGUAGCGAUAAGAACAAACCGACUUGGCUUCUCACCUUUGUACAGAAGAAGGCCUCUUUGUUUUGGUGACUGGCUCAUUGAUUGGUUAACUUGGUAUCCAAUCACCUUAGUGCAUGCUUAUUCUGACCAUAUUGAAUUAGCUGUUAUCACUUGUGGUUCACUUACUUUUGCACAUUACCUCAUUCUUCUUUCCUCCCUUUCUUAUCCUAUUACAAAAUCCAGGAGAAUUUCUAGAUACAUUAGAAUUGUGUACGUUUUAGCUGAAACUAAGCAAGAACUUCAUUGUAUAAACGUAACAUUUAAAGAAGAUGAGUAAGGGUUCAUCCACGUUCAAGCAGGUCUCAAUAUCGACACUCAGGACACCCUGGUAUGCUGGCUGUCAUUGAAAUUCCAAAA